Molecule: messenger RNA, 2924 nt
Organism: Mercurialis annua (annual mercury)
Lineage: Eukaryota; Viridiplantae; Streptophyta; Magnoliopsida; Malpighiales; Euphorbiaceae
Product: probable alpha,alpha-trehalose-phosphate synthase [UDP-forming] 11
Exons: 3
Coding region: 196-2715 (839 amino acids)
Biological process (GO): trehalose biosynthetic process
Cellular component (GO): cytosol
Molecular function (GO): catalytic activity
Source: RefSeq, a predicted model, not a curated record
AAGUCGGUCUCUCCAAGUUUUCAAUUCCUUCGUUCUUAUCCUUAUUUACAUAAAUAAAUAAACAACCCAUUUUUUUCUAAAAUGGAAGCUUUGAUUCUCACCAUCUUUUCAUUUUUCUUUCCUAUUUUACCCCUCAAAUCAUCCCCAUCAUAAACCCCUCAAUUUCUCAAUAUUUUCUUUAAUUCUUGAAAUAAAAUGUUCACCGAAUCCUACAUGGACUCCUUAAACUUAAUCUCCGCCGACGAUUUCCGCCUCCGUAUCCCCCGUUUCAUGAACGUCCCCGGCGUCAUCGACGACGGCGGCGGUGAUCAAACGGCGUCGUUUACUCCCUCUGCUCGUCGUAUUAUUGUCUCAAACGAACUCCCCAUAAAAUCAAAUUUUGAUGAAGUGACUAAAAUAUGGCGGUUUAAUCUUGAUCAAGACAGUCUUGUUUUGCAGCUUAAAGAUGGGUUUGGUUCGAACACGGAGGUUUAUUACGUGGGUACUUUAAAAGGUGCUGACGUGGAAGUUAAAGAUCAAGAACUGGUUUCACAGUUUUUGUAUGAGAAUUAUAAAUGCGUGCCCGUGUUCUUGAAUCUUGAAAUGCAUACGAGGUUUUACCAUGGUUUUUGUAAGCAUUAUCUCUGGCCUUUGUUUCAUUACAUGUUACCUAUUACACCCAGCCACGGUGGCAGGUUUGACAGGACACAGUGGCAGUCCUACGUGGCAGCUAACAAGGUUUUUGCUGACAAAGUUAAGGAGGUUUUGAACCCAGAUGAGGAUUUUGUCUGGAUUCAUGAUUAUCAUCUCAUGGUGUUGCCUACUUUGCUGAGGAAAAAGUACCACAGGAUUAAAGUUGGGUUUUUUCUGCACAGUCCGUUCCCAUCUUCUGAGAUUUACAGGACAAUUCCUGUGCGUGAGGAGAUUCUGAGGGGGUUCUUGAAUUGUGAUCUUGUUGGGUUUCAUACGUUUGAUUAUGCUAGGCAUUUCUUGUCUUGUUGUAGUAGGAUGUUGGGUUUGAAUUACCAGUCGAAAAGGGGGCAUCUUGGGUUGGAUUACUUUGGUAGAACGGUUAGUGUUAAGAUUUUGCCUGUUGGGAUUCAUACGGGGCAGCUUGAGUCUGUUUUGAGCAUGGAGUCUACUGCUAAAAUGGCUAGAGAGUUGAAGGAGAGGUAUGAGGGUAAGAUUGUGAUUGUCGGUGUCGAUGAUUUGGAUAUGUUUAAGGGUAUUAGUUUGAAGUUUUUGGCAAUGGGUAGGCUUUUGGAAGAUAAUAAAAGGUUGAGAGGGAAAGUUGUGUUGGUGCAGAUUACUAAUCCUGCUAGGAGUCAAGGAAAAGAUGUGCAAGAUGUUGAAACUGAGGCUAAACUUGUUCUUGAACAGGUAAAUGAAUUGUAUGGUACUAAAGAUUAUCAGCCAAUUGUUUAUAUUAAUCGUCAUGUUAGUACCGAAGAGAAAGCAGCGUACUAUGCUAUAUCGGAAUGUUGUAUGGUUAGUGCUGUAAGAGAUGGGAUGAACUUGGUUUCUUAUAAGUAUACUGUUUGUAGAGAGGGGAGCCCUGUUUUAGAGGAUGAUGAGAAAUAUAAUCCGAGGAAGAGUGUUUUGAUUGUCUCAGAAUUCAUCGGUUGUUCGCCUUCUCUUAGCGGGGCUAUUCGUGUUAAUCCUUGGAAUGUGGAUGCUAUGGCUGAUGCUAUGUAUCAGGCUUGUGGAAUGAGGGAGGAAGAGAAGCAUUUGAGACAUGAGAAGCAUUAUAAGUACAUCAGCUCUCAUGAUGUUGCGUACUGGGCAAGGAGUUUCGAUCAAGACCUUCAACGAGCUUGUCAAGAUCAUUAUUCGAAAAGGUAUUGGGGCGUCGGAUAUGGUUUAGGAUUCAGAAUUGUCGCUUUGGGACCUAGCUUCAGGAAGCUUGCAAUGGAACCAAUUGUCAAAGCUUAUAAAGAAACAAAUAGCUGCAGGUUGAUCCUUCUUGACUAUGACGGUACAAUGAAGAGCUCGUGUUCUAUAGACAAAGCGCCUCGAAGCGAUGUUAUUUCGAUAUUGAAUUGCUUGUGUAGUGAUCCAAAGAAUGUUGUUUUCGUUGUGAGCGGUAGAGGAAAAGAUAGUUUAAGCAACUGGUUCUCUCCAUGUGAAAGAUUAGGUAUUUCAGCUGAACAUGGUUUCUUUACAAGGUGGACAAAGGAUUCUGAAUGGGAGAAAUGCUCAAUGGUGAUAGAUGAUGGUUGGAAAAAGAUUGCUGAACCUGUAAUGAAGUUGUAUACUGAGUCUACUGAUGGGUCUUUUAUAGAACACAAAGAAAGUGCACUUGUUUGGCACUAUAGAGAAGCUGAUUCUCAUUUUGGCUUAAGCCAGGCUAAAGAACUUCUUGAUCAUCUUGAAAAUGUUCUUGCUAAUGAACCUGUUGUUGUUAAAAGAGGCCAGGAGAUUGUUGAAGUUAAACCACAGGGAGUUAGCAAAGGCAUAGUAGUGGAAAACCUGAUAUCAACAAUGAGAAGUAAAGGGAAGUUACCAGAUUUCGUGUUGUGUAUCGGCGAUGAUCAUUCCGACGAAGAUAUGUUUGAGAGCAUAGCAAAUCAUGUAGACAAUCCAUCAACUCCUCCAAUAGCAGAAGUGUUUGCAUGCACAGUUGGUCAGAAACCAAGCAUGGCAAAAUACUAUCUUGAUGAUACUUCUGAAGUUAUCAACCUUCUUUCAGGCCUUGCUGAUUCUUCACAAGAAGAACCUAAGUAUGCAAUUCCAUAGCUGAAAUUUAGAGUUAUUUUUUGGUUAUAGAGUUUAGUGAGACAGUUAAAGUGUACAGAGAGAUAGAUUUUCUGUUUUUUGUUUUACUUUUACAGUUACAGGUCUAAUUGGAAAAGAACUCUAUACAAAAUAUAACAGAUUCUUUAUGUUCUUUUUCCCAUAAUUUUGGGGCAAAUGUCUUAUAAUGUCAUAAUACAAAGUUUUUGUCU